Messenger RNA from Bacillus rossius redtenbacheri, 1644 nucleotides. It is a transcript of the gene spz5, whose product is annotated as protein spaetzle 5. The record is from RefSeq and is a predicted model, not a curated record. The transcript is spliced from 6 exons. Gene Ontology annotation, molecular function: Toll binding; growth factor activity. Bases 95 to 1042 code for a protein of 315 amino acids. Gene Ontology annotation, cellular component: extracellular region. NCBI's taxonomy places the organism in Eukaryota, Metazoa, Arthropoda, Insecta, Phasmatodea, Bacillidae. Gene Ontology annotation, biological process: central nervous system formation; innate immune response.
CCGCGGACUGUCGCGCUGGGGGCGCUCACGCACGCCGGCCGGCGCAGACACGCCAGUCGACCGCCACGCGCGCCUCGCCGCUCUGUCGCUCCUCAUGCCGGACCUGCCGCCCAGACUCGCGCCGGCAACCAUGCUGCUAGGCCUGGUGGCGCUACUGGCGCUACUGCUGGUAGCGCGCGCGAGCCCGCAGUGCGACCACUACGGCGGCUGUCGGCACCACUUCCCCUUCGUGCCGGCGCCGCCAGGCAAGACGCCGCCUUGCGCCAAGCCGGGCGCCACCUUCUGCGAGAAGAUCGACAGCUACCCCACGCAAUUGAUUCGGUACUUGAUUGAGAGGUGGGGCUAUGACUACAGCACGCUCUUUACUGACGAGUCCAGAGACGACUUCAACUACAGGUCGCCCGCCGCCUACGGCCCGCUGCGAGACACGUACUCGCCGCACGUGCCGCACCUGCCCAAGCUGUCCGUGCCCGUGUCCUACUACCCGCUGCUCGUGCCGGCCAACACGAGCGGGCACGCCGGCUACCCGGACCGCCGCUACAAGCUGUACACGUCGCCCCUGCUCUACACGGCGCUGCUGCAGCCCUCGCUGCCGCAGUACUCGCCCGACGACUGGUGGACCAGGUACGCGCGCUCCAACACCAACUCGGAGGGCAACAACGGAGUCAGCAGCAGCUGGAACCUCUCCGGCGGGCGCAAGAGGCGCCAGGCCGCCGGCUCCGGCAACCAGAACACGCUGUGCCCCACCACGACCAGCUUCGUCACGCCCAAAGCCGCCAUGAACAAGGAGGGCAACUGGAUGUACGUGGUGAACGUGCCCGAAGUGGACGACCGGUACACCCAGCUCGUCGGCACGGAAACAUGCGUGUCAAAUCAGUGCAAUGGACUUUGUACCAUUCCUAAUGGCUACACAUCUCGCUGCGAACAACAGUUCGUACAAAAAAGACUGGUUGCUCUUGAAGGUGGAGGAAAUAAUCUCUACACAGACGUGUUUUGGUUCCCUCAUUGCUGCGUAUGUCAGAUUACUCAGAACAAUGGGUAGGAUUUGAUAACUCAUUUUUACAAGAAUUUAAGUUUUUUAUCAGUUUAAACAUCCUUUAAUCACUCGUUAAACUGUUAUAUUACCAAUAAGCUUCAGCAACAUUAAUCAAUGUUACUACAAGAGAGCUGAUCAUAAAAUGAGUGAAAAGUUACUUAUACCACCUUAAAAUUAUGGUUUCUAUACCCGCAGAGUUACACAAGAUAUAAUGAAGUACUUUAUUAAUUUAUUUUGGUGAACGAAUUAUGUUUGAUUUUAAAAUUAAGUUUUUCCAUGAAAAGAAACGCAUGAAAGAUUAAAUUCAACACAGUGCUAUUAUAUGUUUAAGUGUACCUCGAUGACAUUAUAAUCUGGCACUUUCGUUACCAAGAAAAAAUGUAUUUCUACAAGUGUAUAUAUUUAGAGAAGAAUGUUGUUAAAUGCUAUGCUGCGAAUAUAGUCUGCCAUUGUUGAAAAUUAUGAACAUUUUUUAAUAUUGUUUUUAGUUCAGUCACUGUUUUACUAUAGUCGGACUAAUAAAAAAUAAUUUUAUGAAAGUCAUUGACUAUCCUCUAUGUACUUAAUGUGAAAAUAGACUUGUGACAAUAAAGAAAUUUAUUUUAUUA